Echinops telfairi (small Madagascar hedgehog) is the source of this 3388-nucleotide messenger RNA. It is a transcript of the gene TMTC4, whose product is annotated as transmembrane O-mannosyltransferase targeting cadherins 4. Bases 76 to 2301 code for a protein of 741 amino acids. The record is from RefSeq and is a predicted model, not a curated record. NCBI's taxonomy places the organism in Eukaryota, Metazoa, Chordata, Mammalia, Afrosoricida, Tenrecidae. Gene Ontology annotation, biological process: protein O-linked glycosylation via mannose; endoplasmic reticulum unfolded protein response. Gene Ontology annotation, cellular component: endoplasmic reticulum. The transcript is spliced from 18 exons. Gene Ontology annotation, molecular function: mannosyltransferase activity; protein binding.
GCCAGCCAAGAUGGGCUCCCAGAUUUCUAACUAGCAGAAUGCUGGAGCAGGAGCGUGGAGCCUGCACUGUUCAGAAUGGCCGAGCUGGACACCGAUUUGGACCACGUCAUUCCAUCUUCUGUUCUUCCUCCCAUCUGGGCUAAGUUAGUCGUAGGAUUCGUUUCCCUCCUGUGUUUUGCCCGCAGCUAUGAUGGGGAUUUUGUCUUUGAUGACUCUGAAGCUAUUGUGAACAAUAAGGAUCUCCAAGCAGCAACGCCCCUUGGUGACCUAUGGCACCAUGACUUCUGGGGCAGUAAGCUGAGCAGCAACACCAGCCACAAGUCCUACCGACCUCUCACCGUCCUGACUUUCAGAAUGAACUACUAUUGGUCGGGAGGCUUCCACCCCAUGGGUUUCCACGUGGUCAACCUCCUCCUGCACAGCGGCAUCUCGGUGCUCCUGGUGGACGUCUUCUCCGUGCUGUUGGGUGGCCUGCAGUACACCAGCAAGGGGCGGAGGCUGAACUUGGCCCCGCGAGCAUCCCUGCUAGCGGCACUGCUGUUCUCCGUGCAUCCGGUGCACACAGAGUGCGUCGCUGGUGUGGUCGGCCGUGCAGACCUGCUGUGUGCCCUGUUCUUUUUGUUGUCUUUCCUUGGCUACUGUAAGGCCUUUAGAGAAAGUAGCAAGGAGGGAGCACAUUUUUCUACCUUCUGGGUCUUGCUGAGUAUUCUUCUGGGAGCAGCAGCCAUGCUGUGCAAAGAGCAAGGGAUCACCGUGCUGGGUUUGAAUGCGGUGUUUGACAUCUUGGUGAUUGGCAAAUUAAACAUUCUGGAAAUUGUCCAGAAGGUACUUCACAAAGACAAGUGCUUAGAGAACUUUGGCGUGCUCAGGAACGGGGGCCUUCUCUUCAGAAUGACUCUCCUGACCUUGGGGGGCACCAUCAUGCUAUAUGUGCGCUGGAAAAUCAUGGGCACGGGCCCCCCAGCAUUUACAGAGGUGGACAACCCGGCCUCUUUUGCCGACAGUGUGGUGGUCCGGGCCAUAAACUAUAAUUACUACUAUUCAUUGAAUGCAUGGCUGCUGCUGUGUCCCUGGUGGCUGUGUUUUGAUUGGUCAAUGGGCUGCAUACCCCUCAUUAAGUCAGUCAGUGACGGGAGAAUAAUUGCACUAGCAGCACUCUGGCUCUGCCUAAUUGGCCUGAUAUGCCAAGCCCUAUGCUCUGAAGACAGCCACAAGAGAAGGAUCCUUACACUGGGCCUGGGAUUCCUCGUGAUCCCAUUUCUUCCUGCGAGUAACCUGUUCUUCCGCGUGGGGUUCGUGGUUGCGGAGAGAGUCCUCUACCUCCCCAGUGUUGGCUACUGCGUGCUGCUGACGUUCGCGUUUGGAGCGCUCAGUAAGCAUACAAAGAGAAAGAAACUAAUUGCUGUUCUCAUACUGGGAAUUUUAAUCCUAAACAUGCUGAGAUGCAUGGUUCGAAGUGCGGAGUGGCGGAGCGAAGAACAGCUUUUCAGAAGUGCCCUGUCUGUGUGUCCUCUAAAUGCUAAGGUUCACUACAAUGUUGGCAAAAACCUGGCUGACAAUGGCAACCAAACAGCUGCCAUCCGCUAUUACAGAGAAGCUGUAAGGUUAAAUCCCAAGUAUGUUCAUGCCAUGAAUAACCUUGGAAACAUCUUGAAGGAAAGGAACGAGCUGCAGGAAGCGGAGGAGCUGCUGUCUUUGGCUGUGCAGAUACAGCCAGACUUCGCUGCUGCGUGGAUGAACUUGGGGAUCGUGCAGAACAGCCUGAAGCGGUUCGAAGCAGCCGAACACAGUUAUCGGACAGCCAUCAGACACCGCCGAAAAUACCCCGAUUGUUACUACAACCUGGGGCGGUUGUAUGCAGAUCUGAACCGUCAUAUGGACGCCUUGAAUGCCUGGAGAAAUGCCACCGUGCUGAAACCAGAGCACAGCCUGGCUUGGAACAACAUGAUCAUCCUCCUGGAUAAUACAGGUAAUUUAGCCCAAGCUGAAGCCGUUGGAAGAGAAGCGCUGGAAUUGAUACCUAAUGAUCACUCCCUUAUGUUCUCACUGGCCAACGUGCUGGGGAAAUCCCAGAAAUACAAGGAGUCGGAAGCUUUAUUCCUCAAGGCAAUUCAAGCGAACCCAAAGGCUGCAAGUUACCAUGGUAAUUUGGCUGUGCUUUAUCACCGUUGGGGACAUCUAGACUCAGCCAAGAAACACUAUGAAAUCUCUCUGCAGCUUGACCCCGCCGCCCCAGGGACGAAGGAGAAUUAUGGUCUUCUGAGAAGAAAGCUCCAACAGUUGCAAAAGAAAGGCGUCUGAUCCUUGGCCUUUCUUCUCUCUCGCUUUCUCUGUUCAUGUGUGCGUGUGUGUGCAUGAGGCAUACCAUUCACACUAUCAGGUUACACUUAACCAUUGAAAAGCCUAGACAUGGUUAUUUUAUUGCGUUAGGGUUUUUUUCUGAUGUGGGGACAAAAAAAAACAUGCGAAGAGAUUAUAGCACCAGCGACAUACUCUUGAAUGCGUGAUGUGGUUUUUGCAUAUUGAAAAUGUAUUUUUUUCUGACAAUUAACUGUAAAAUCUACAACUCCAAGGAUGAAGCCUUUUUGUAAUUAAAAAGAUAAGGAGAAACAACUGAUCCCGAGUGGCUUUCGGUACAGGCCGCCUCCAUGAGAGGUGUGAGCAUCAGUGUGCAUUACACGCCUCUUGUCACCAAGACAAGUGACUGCCCGUUUGUAUAAAUGUCAGAUAUGUUUGUAUAUUCGACUUUUUAUUUAAUGACCAGAGCGAAUAAAUCAAGACUUUGUUUUCAUUCUUUUAUAUAUAUAUCUGUGAAUUUCAUUGGUAAGGAAGUAUUUAUUUGUAUUUUUAAUGUUUUGAACAAAGCAACUAAUUGAAUGAAGAAUGAAAAGUUUUAACAUCUAGGGUAUCUAUUGUAGCUUUUCUUUGGGAAGAAAUUGGCCCCUGUGGUAGUUUUUGGAUUCUCCACUUGUGGUCUCAGCAUGUAGGAAAUGACGUGGUGUCUCCCUACACUGUCACUUUCAGUAGGAAUGUCGAGGGCCGCUGAGACGACAGCAGACAUCGCCUGAGGUGUGAGUGUCUGGUACACGGCAAGCGGUCAGAGGGCGACGCCUCGCUGUGAAUCGCUUGUCUCGUGUUUCUAACUGGAAACCAGUUUUCCAUUUUGCCUGAUGAAACUGCAGAAAUCGCUUGAUCCACACACACUGCAAACGUGAAAUUCCUCUCAAAAGGCACUCCCUUGGGGGAAUUUGUGUGUUUUGUUUGUUUGUUUUUGUUUUUAAGAAUUGGAUUCUUUUCUUGUUGUAUUUGGACCUCGGUAAUCAUGUUUAUUUGUGAAGAUUUAUGCAAUCUCUGUAAUUUCUUAUGCAGUAAAACUAUUACACAGAAA